Molecule: messenger RNA, 2854 nt
Organism: Rhopalosiphum padi (bird cherry-oat aphid)
Lineage: Eukaryota; Metazoa; Arthropoda; Insecta; Hemiptera; Aphididae
Product: Kv channel-interacting protein 4
Exons: 7
Coding region: 518-1159 (213 amino acids)
Molecular function (GO): calcium ion binding
Source: RefSeq, a predicted model, not a curated record
UCGAGUCAAGUUGUUGGCACCGCUCAUGACUGUGCUUUUUAGUUAGUCCAUGCACAUAUACCUAUCUCUUCUGGCAAUUUUCCCAAAAAUAGUUAUUCUUUAAUCAUCACUAAUAAUUUCUUAUUUUUUUCAAUCAACUUUACACUUUUCAUUGGCGCUGUCACGUGUAUUAUUUUUCUGCAAUAAUAAAAAAAAUUUCGAAAAGACUGGUGACUCGGAGGCCAUCGAAAUAUUGAAUCGUGCGACGACACAAUUGGGCGGUGGCCGCCGCCGCCGAUCGGACACCGGUCGUCCGUGUCGUGGACGAUGACGUGCCGGGACGACUGGUGCACCGGGGCGGACCAUCAUCGGGUGGCCAGUGCGCGUGCAGAUAGCGUGCGACGACCGGCAGGACAGCGUAAACAGCAACCACCCAGCCGUGUGGGGCAACACGAGCCGUCGCAGCAACAGCUGACGGGACAGCGGCGGCAGCAACUGCAGCAGCAACGGCGGUGAACGAUUGGGGGGCCACCGUGCAAUGGCGACGCCCCCCGACAGCCCGAUCAUCGAAGAGGCGACGCUAAUCGAGCUCGAGGAACAGCUGAACAACACGUCUGCGUUUCCGCACCCCAGGCCCGUCGCCCUAGAGGACCUGUGCCGGCAGACCAAGUUCACCAGACAAGAGAUCCGCAUCAUGUACAGGGGAUUUAAACAGAAAUGUCCGGAAGGAGUCGUUCACGAAGAUUUGUUUAAAGAUAUCUACUCCAAGUUUUUUCCACACGGAAAUUCGAAUUUAUAUGCUCAUUUUGUGUUCAAAGCAUUUGAUGUCAAGAGCAAUGGCGCAAUUAGUUUUAAAGACAUGCUAAUGACUCUAUCCACUCUGCUUCGCGGGUCUAUUUACGAAAAACUUAGAUGGACAUUUAAGCUAUACGAUUUAAAUGGCGACGGAUGCAUAACGAGGUCGGAGCUCAGUCAAAUCGUGUUAGCCAUCCACGAGCUGAUGGGCAAAAGACCACAAGGUCGUGGUAGUACUAAAUCCAAAGAUCACACUGAUAUGGUAUUCCAAAAACUCGACAUCAAUCAAGAUGGCGUGAUUACGUUUGAAGAAUUCAUCGAAUCAUGUUUAAAGGACGAGGCGAUCACAAAAUCAUUACAAGUUUUCGACUCCAGGUCCCUAUGAUUGUCGCUAUCCUCCACCGACUCUAUGGAAGUAUCACUUCUGUCGUUCGAUCAGUCUGCUGGUCAGUCGGAGGAGGAGCAAUGCAAUCAAAUACGGCAAGCAGACAACGAGUCUUCCCAAAACAAUAUUUUCUUUGAUUUCUAAUGUAUAUAAUAAUAUAAUAUUAUUAUACUGGCCGCUUUGGUUAAUGUUCGGGAACGUUCUUUUCAAAUGUAUUUGGCCGUUAAAAACUUCUAUACUGAUGUGCGAUUUUUUGAUUAAUUAUUUUUGUUCUAUUAAAUGUGGCUUUUAUCUGGCGCCAUUAUUGCUCGGUCCGUCCUAUAUAUUGUUACCGUGUUAAACGUAGCUAUAUUAUACUACAUACCAAACAUUUAUGUCUCGAUCUUUGUAGUUUUAUUAUAAUAAUUGUUUAAAUUUGAUGACUAUCAUAAAGUUUUGGUCUGGUUUUGUUAUCUCCUAGUGGAUAACUUGAAAAUAUUGAGAAUCAUAAUUGGCGAAGAUAAAAUAUUAUUGUUAAAUUGAACAAAAAAAAAAAAAUGUAAUAGUUAUAGGUAUAUGUCUAAAAAUGACACGUUGGGUAGCAUUAAAUUAUCGUGUGGAAUUAUUAUUGAGUGAUUACUACCUAAUUACUUAUUACUUAUAUAUUCAUGUAUAUUAUAUAUAUAUAUAUAUAUAUAUAUAUUAUCUUAUGGGCAUGUCAAUAAUAAUUAAUAUGUUUAUGACAUACAAUUACAUAUUGCUCACAUGUUAUACAUACGUAUUGUACUCGGGAUGAUCAGAAAUUUGUGAAUAAAAAAUAAUAGAAAACUCAUGGGAUUCGUAUAAAAAUAUGCAUAAUUUUUUUGAAAUAAAUUUCUCAUCAGGCUGCUUACACUUUUAUACAUAUAUAUAUAUAUAUACAUGUGUGUUAUUUUUGUGUGUGUAUAUUCUCGUGUGUGUGUGUGUAUAAUUUAGUUCAUGGUUUUUGUUCCUGAAGCGAUAUUAUUUAAAUUUUAAAUUCUUGUUCAUUACGUAUGCAUAGGAAACUAACUUGUAUAAUAAUCAAGCAAACACAUUUGUACCUAUUGAGUUUGUAAAUAUUCCGUUCUUACUUUUAAUGGCUAAAUAUUUGCACCUUAAUAUAUUUUAGUUUAAGCAUUAAAGUUAAUGUCAUAAAUAUAAAUUCUAUAUUAUGUAAGUAGGUAAUGAAAAUUACAGUUUUUAUAUUACUAUAAUAAUUGCAAGUCGAUUAGACUUUUUUUUUCGAAUUUCUUAUUUAUUGGAUAUUUAAUUAAUCCAAUUUAAUAAGCACAUACAUAAAAUAAUAGUCUGUUUAGUUAACUUUUUAAAUGUAUAUUAAACGUAUACGUCAAAUCUAUGCUUAUAGUAAUACUAUAAUAGAUUUGGCUUAAAUAAAAUAGCAUAAUAAUAUUGCACGUUGUUAAUGAGCAAAAAUGUUUUGUUAGCGUAUAAUUGAGUAAACACGUGGUAUAAAAAUAUUAAUUAAAUAUUCCUUUUUUUCUAUUUAUACCUUAUUAUUGUUACUAAAUAAACAACAAGUAUAAUAUUGUGAAAUGCCAUAAUUUUAAUUAUUAUUAUUUUUUAAAUAUUUUAUGUUCAUUUUUUUUAAUUUGAUUAUUUGAGUUUGAUUUAAUAUAAAUUUUAAAUUUGUUUUAUUAGAUUUUGAAUGAAAUAAAUAAUUGUAUUUGAUCUAUA